GCCUUAGUCGCAGCACCAGGUAAUUUCCUCCCAGGCCUCCAUGGGCUUGUGUAUAAAGGCCCCUGGACCUGGUCCCUGACAGAACCCAGAACCUACAGACCCAUCCAGACCCCCGGCUGAACCUGCUGCCCAGAGCCCCAUGAAGCUGAUGGCCCUGCAGCUGCUGCUCUGGCACAGCGCACUCUGGAUGGUGCAAGAAGCCACCCCCCUCGGCCCUGCCAGCUCCCUGCCCCAGAGCUUCCUGCUUAAGUGCUUAGAGCAAGUGAGGAAAAUCCAGGCUGAUGGCACCGAGCUGCAGGAGAGGCUGUGUACCACCCACAAGCUGUGCCACCCUGAGGAGCUGGUGCUGCUUGGGCACUCUCUGGGCAUCCCCCAGGCUUCCCUGAGUAGCUGCUCCAGCCAGGCCCUGCAGCUGACAGGCUGCCUGAGCCAGCUGCACGGCGGCCUCUUCCUCUACCAGGGCCUCCUGCAGGCCUUGGCGGGGAUCUCCCCAGAGUUGGCCCCCACCUUGGACAUACUGCAGCUGGACGUCACCGACUUUGGCACCAACAUCUGGCUGCAGAUGGAAGACCUGGGGGUGGUCCCUGCCGUGCAGCCCACCCAGGGCCCCAUGCCGACCUUCACCUCGGCCUUCCAGCGCCGGGCAGGAGGGGUCCUGGUUGCUUCCAAGCUGCAGAGCUUCCUGGAGCUCGCAUACCGUGUCCUGCGCUACCUGGCCGAGCCCUGAGCAAAGCCCUCCCCCUCCAGUGUAUUUAUCUCUAUUUAAUAUUUAUGCUUAUUUAAACCUAGUAUUUAAAGACGGGGAAGACAGAAAGGAGCCCCAGACUCCUGGGUCCUUCCCUGCACCUCCAAGUUUCAUUCUCCUGCCUGUAGCAGGGAGAAAAACUCCCGUCUUCCCGUCCCCUGGACUGGGAGGGAGUUGGUAAAUACCAAGUAUUACUUCCUGUGACUGCUCCCUGCCUGGCCCCGUGGUGGGCUCUGGGGAGAGCCACAGCGAACCCCUACCCUGAGGUGCCUACCUCAGGGCCCUUGGAAUCAUCGGGAAGUCUCCCACGUGGGAGAUGAGACAGCCCUGUUUAAUAUUUAAACAGCAGUGUUCCCCAACUGGGUCCUUGCACCCCUGGCUCUGGCCUGACUUGGCUGCUUCCCUUGAGUCCCCUUUGCCUCGGGCACGAAGCCCAUCAGAGGCAGCCGGAGCCGGGACGCUUGACCCUGGGGUCCCGCAAAUUUGCUGGGGAAUCG
This is a messenger RNA of Balaenoptera musculus (blue whale), 1242 nucleotides long. It is a transcript of the gene CSF3, whose product is annotated as colony stimulating factor 3. Gene Ontology annotation, biological process: immune response; positive regulation of myeloid cell differentiation; positive regulation of cell population proliferation. The record is from RefSeq and is a predicted model, not a curated record. The transcript is spliced from 5 exons. The coding region runs from base 140 to 727 and encodes 195 amino acids. Gene Ontology annotation, molecular function: cytokine activity; growth factor activity. Gene Ontology annotation, cellular component: extracellular region. NCBI's taxonomy places the organism in Eukaryota, Metazoa, Chordata, Mammalia, Artiodactyla, Balaenopteridae.